Acomys russatus (golden spiny mouse) is the source of this 1391-nucleotide messenger RNA. It is a transcript of the gene Tmem268, whose product is annotated as transmembrane protein 268. The transcript has 9 exons. NCBI's taxonomy places the organism in Eukaryota, Metazoa, Chordata, Mammalia, Rodentia, Muridae. Bases 263 to 1291 code for a protein of 342 amino acids. The record is from RefSeq and is a predicted model, not a curated record.
GGGCCGCGAGGCCGCGGGGCCUGCGUGCGCGUCUCGCUGCUAAGGCUCGGGCGACCUCUUCCCGCCCUACGCGUGAGGCGUGGAAUCUACGGGGUAGGGCAGGUGAUUUUUUGGGGGCGAAGGAGCCUCAACGCCAGCGGGUUAGAGACCCGGGAGCCAGCUGCCCUAGACCAAGGCAGGCAAGUGGAGACGAGACGCAGCCCCAGCAUGACCUGCACCCCCAGGAACAGGAAGUAGAAGCUAAAGCAGCUGUUUGCCUGCCAUGGCUUGUGAGCCUCCCACAGACCCUGGUGGGGCAGCUGGUCCACUGCCCACCUCUACCCUGGGUUGCAGCACCCUGCCUCAGGGGAGCUCUCCUGACUGGGGACAAGAGCUGCAAAAUGGCCAGGUCCUCACAGUCCUGCGGAUUGACAAUACCUGCGCACCCAUAUCCUUCGACCUGGGAGCUGCAGAAGAGCAACUGGAGGCCUGGGGCAUUCAGGUCCCUGCUGAGCAGUACCGGAACUUGGCUGAGAGUGCCCUUUUGGACCCUCAAGUGAGGAGGUACAUCAUCUACAACUCCAGGCCCAUGCGGCUGGCCUUUGCUGUGGUGUUCUACAUGGUGGUGUGGGCCAACAUCUACUCCACCAGCCAAAUGUUUGCCCUGAGCAACCAGUGGGCAGGCGUGCUGCUUGCGACCCUGGCUGCCAUCAGCCUGACCCUGACCCUUGUGCUGAUCUUUGAGAGGCAGCAGAGGAAGGCUAACACUAACACAGACCUGAGGCUGGUGGCCGCCAAUGGAGCCCUUCGGAGACACCGGGUACUGCUGGGAGUGACAGACACAGUAGAAGGAUGUCAGAGUGUGAUCCAGCUCUGGUUUGUCUACUUUGACCUGGAAAACUGUGUGCAGUUUUUGUCCAAUCAUGUUCAAGAAAUGAAGAGGAGCCAAGAGUCCUUGCUGAGAAGCAGAUUAAGCCAGCUAUGUGUUGUCAUGGAGACGGGAGUGAGCCCUGUGGUGGAAGGGCCUGAGGACUUAGAGGAUGCUCCCCUCCUGCCCAACACUCCUGGUUCUCAGGAGAGACCACUCAUGCAGACUGAACUCUAUCAGCUUGUUCCGGAGGCUGAGCCAGAGGAGAUGGCACAGCAGCUACUGGCAGUGUUUGGUGGCUACUACACCCGCCUCCUGGUGACCUCUCAGCUUCCCCAGCCAAUGGGAACACGACACAUGGACUCUGCAAGUGUCCCAUGCCCCUGCCAACUCAUAGAAACAUACAUUCUGGGCACAGGAUGCUGCCCGUUCCUGGCCAGGUGACCUCAGGACAAAGAUGUUCAUCUUCCUCCAAGACUGAGAAGUUGGGGAGGAGUCAGAAGCCCAGCAAGGCCAACAGUGAGCUCAGAUGAAAUCGGCACUU